AUUUUUUAAUAAGAUUACAAAAUGACAGGAAUAGAUAAUUUAAGCUAUAACGAUGGCGUCGGACCAGCGUCGGGGGUGCCGGACAUGCACGAGACCCUGUCUAGCUUCCCGGAACAGUUUGGGGAUGGCCCGAGAAAACCGGAAAUAAAGCCGGAAAUUCCGAAGGAGACGGAUAGAACCGCGGACAAUCUGAAAUGCGGUUGGUUCUGGUUCAGGCCAAUUUAUUUGCAGAAAUUUCGCACUGCGAAAUGGGCGCUUUUCUGGCUGUGCUGGGCUGGAGCGAUGCAAGGAAUGGUCGUGAAUGGUUUUGUAAAUGUCGUCAUAACGACGAUAGAGAGGAGAUUUGGAUUAAAAUCGUCGGAGACCGGCCUGAUAGCGGGUGGAUACGAUAUAGCUAGCUUCUUUCUUCUCGUACCAGUAAGCUAUCUUGGCGGCCGUGCGAAAGCGUCGAAACCAAGGUAUAUCGGCAUAGGAGUUCUAGUCUUAGGUAUAGGUAGCCUGCUGUUUGCGUCUCCGCAUUAUCUUGCCGGACCGUAUAGAGGAGGUCAGCAAACAGAGAACAUAUGCCAAAGUGUCACUAAUAUAUCGAGCCAUUCGAUAUCCUGCACGGAUCAAUCUACCGUUCAAGCGGAGCUAGAGCCUUACAGUGGCGUGUACUUAACCCUAUUUCUGGUAGCUCAGUUGUUACACGGUGCCGGCGCGGCACCCUUUUAUACGCUCGGGGUUACGUAUUUAGACGAAAAUGUUUCGAAGAAGAUGUCUUCGGUAUAUCUAGGUGUUUACUAUACUAUGGCUAUAAUAGGACCCGCGCUAGGCUACGUUGUUGGUGGCGAACUGCUGAAAAUUUACACAGACUUUCUCACAGUGGACUCCUCAACGAUUGGGUUAACUUCUGAUAGUAAUGUCUGGGUUGGUGCAUGGUGGAUCGGUUUUUUGGCAGCGGCUGUCAUAUGCUUCGUCAUCGCGAUACCGGUUUUGGCAUUUCCUGCAGUUUUACCCGGAUCGGAGGAAUUAAACAAGGAUAGGGUAUCAGAAGCGCACGAGAAAUCGACUCGAUCUUCUACCGCGGCAACCGGAGAAGCGUUUUCCAAGAUACGAGAGCUGCCACGUGCUAUGACCGAAUUGCUUGGAAAUCCGGCAUUUUUUAUGCUGAACUUGGCAGGUGCGAGUGAAGGGUUGCUCAUCGCUGGAUUUGCUGCUUUUCUACCGAAACUGAUUGAAAAUCAAUUCAGCGUCAGUGCCAGUUCAGCCGCGUUGCUGAUGGGAUUGGUGACUGUGCCAGCCGGAGGCGGCGGUACAUUUCUCGGUGGUUACCUGAUAAAACGCUUCAAUUUGCCCUGCUCUGGCAUUUUAAAAUUUUGUUUACUAGCUACAACCGCCUGCAUCGCUUUCACGUUAUGUUUCGCUUUAAACUGCCCGAACUUGGAUUUCGCCGGAUUGACUGUGCCCUAUCAAAACAUCACGAGGAAGAUCGCGUUGUCUCUCGAAGACACCUGCAACAAUGGCUGCGGAUGCUCUAGAUCGCAAUUUGAUCCUAUAUGCGGCGUGGAUGGAGUCACAUACUAUUCACCCUGUCAUGCCGGAUGCUAUCGGGAAACACCGAUAAACAAUGUCAAAGUGUACUCGGAUUGUAGCUGCAUACACGCACCGACGAUGAAUUUGACGAACGAAGAUACCGGCGAUGUCGUCCAGUACGAGGCUGUUAAUACGACUUGCAGUAGCUCAUGCUCGUACCUGUGGCUAUUUAUCGUUUUGGCAUUUUGUAAUAUGUUCAUGACGUUUCUGUGCACAAUGCCAGCGCUCUCGUCCACCCUGAGAGUCGUGCGUGACGAUCAACGAUCGUUCGCUUUAGGCAUACAGUGGAUCAAAGUCCGGAUUUUAGGAACGAUACCGGCACCAAUGAUAUUCGGCGCUCUUAUAGACGAUACUUGCAUCUUGUGGAACGAAACGUGUGACGGCAGAGGAGCGUGCCUCGUAUACGAUAAUUACUACAUGAGCAGGUACAUGCUCGCGCUGGCAUUCAUCGGGAAAGCGGCUUCGCUUCUUUUUUUCUUCUUAGCAUGGUGGACGUACGUUCCACCGAGCACGAGAGGCAUCGACCAGAAUUCUCGGCAGCAAACGACGGCUACUUUAAUGCUGAGCGACACGUCUCAAGAAGUUGAAAUAGUAUCGGCUACGAUAGCGUAAUCUUGAAUUACUUUAUUUUUCCUUUUUAGAAAGUUAUUCUUUUAAAACGGUUAUUUUAUAGAGGAACGGUAUAGAAAUAACCGCGGAAUAUAAGCGGUUAGAUAAAUGUCCUAACAUUCUUUUUUACGGUGAGAUUCACGAACAGAAACAGGAUAAUUCGUAUUAAAUGAGAAUACUGUCGCAAACACAUAAACAGAUAUUAAGAUAGGAUAAAUGCGUAUACGUCAAUAUACAAUAUGAACAAAACUUGUCAUGAAAAUCCUUUUUGCACGUUAGAAAGAUAAGUUUUUGAUAGCCCUACAACCGAAGUAGCUCGAAAAGCUAUAGAUUCGGAAAUCAAUCAGGGGAUGUAAAAACAUAUCCAGAUAUAGUUGUGCCAAAGAGCCUAUAAUAUGCAAAGCAUAUUCUACAUUUUCUUUAUAUAAUGAACUUAUAAUGAAAUUAUAAGUUUUAGGCUCAAUUGCACCAACGUUACUUUGACUUUAAGUGAAGCUUAAAUAUCUCUUUUUCUUCUUUUAAAGCCGACGGAAAUUAAGUAUUGCUUAAAAUUAAAGUAACGUUGGUACACACACAAUCAGGCUUUAAUGCGAUAAAUCUAUAUACAUAUAAGCACGAGCCAAAUAACCCAUUUGCGCAACUCAAUCCAAUUUUCCCUAUAAUGGAAACUUUUAUAAUCCUACAUUCGCUAACUGUCAAUUAAAGAUUAAUUAACUGCGUAUUCCCCUUAUAAUGAUAAAUAUCGAUAGUUCUUUA
Molecule: messenger RNA, 2940 nt
Organism: Cyphomyrmex costatus
Lineage: Eukaryota; Metazoa; Arthropoda; Insecta; Hymenoptera; Formicidae
Gene: Oatp26F
Product: Organic anion transporting polypeptide 26F
Exons: 13
Coding region: 22-2187 (721 amino acids)
Biological process (GO): transmembrane transport; sodium-independent organic anion transport
Cellular component (GO): basolateral plasma membrane
Molecular function (GO): protein binding
Source: RefSeq, a predicted model, not a curated record